Rhea pennata is the source of this 4962-nucleotide messenger RNA. RefSeq names its product maestro heat-like repeat-containing protein family member 2B. NCBI's taxonomy places the organism in Eukaryota, Metazoa, Chordata, Aves, Rheiformes, Rheidae. The record is from RefSeq and is a predicted model, not a curated record. The coding region runs from base 1 to 4899 and encodes 1632 amino acids. The transcript has 41 exons. Gene Ontology annotation, cellular component: cytoplasm.
AUGGGGGUGCUGCGAGCACUCCGAGGUUUCUUCACUGGCGUGGGUGCCCGGUCUGGCCCUGCGCGUGGUGAGAAUGGUGGCAGUGUGGUCGGGGCUGUCCCUGCGGCCAUCACGACCUUCGCUGCCGUGGUGAUUUCUAUUCUGGACCAGUUGGAAGAUGCUCAGGGCGGCAGAGUAGAGGCCUACCGCCAGCUGGAGAGCGUCUUGUGGGGCGACGAGAGCGACCUGCAGAGCUCUGUCGCAGGCAGAGCCAUAGCACUGGCAGCCCAGGACCUGCGCGUGGCCCAGGACACGACGGCCGCCGUGAGGAUGGCGGCGAGUGACGUCCUGGUGGCGCUGGCCCGCUGGCACCUGCAUGAUGUGGUGUCGGUGCUGCAGGGCCACCUCCAGGCCCUGGAGGAGAUGUCGGUGGAGCUGGUCCUCCACACUCUGCACAACCUGGCCAUCCGCUACGCCCUGCAGUGCGUGCCCUUCGCGGGAAAGACGCUGGCAGCCCUGCGCGGCGUGCUGAGCACAGCGGGGAGCAGCCGGAUGCUGUGCGCCGUCUGUGGCGUUGUGGAGCAGUGGUGCAGCGGGAUCAGCGCAUACCUCCGCCAACGGGAGAAAUGCGACUUCCCUCACCUGGGGGCUGCCCAGCUCUGCGCCCCUGUUUACUCGCUUGGCAAGCAGGCCAUGCUGAGGGCGAUGGCUGUUAUGAUGGGUGUCCUGCUGCACGCGGAGGAGCACCACCAACAUGCCUGGGAGCAGCUUCUCUGGCUGCUGCACCAAUACCGAGAAGUCCAGGACCCCUCAGGGGUGACCAGGAGUCUCAGCUAUUUCCUGUGGGCCGUGAUGGAUGUUCAGGCCCAGGUGCCCCGAGCCAAGAUUCUGGCUGUCAUCGCGGCUGUGCACGAGCAGCUCUGCGAUGAGAUGGAGCCACCCAGCCCAGGGCACCGAGCAGAGUUGUGCCACUGCAUGGUGCUGCAGGCCCGAAUUUGCCCGGAGGAGACCAUCGUGUUCCUGUACUAUAAGCUCAGGACCGGGAACAAGGUCGAUCGCGUGGCAGCCGUGGAAAUGCUGCAAGCUCUUGUCCGCUGUGACGCCCCCGAUGUGAGAGAGAAGCUGCCCCUGUUCACCAAGCUGGUGCAGUCUGUGUGCCACGACCCUGCAGCCCAGGUGAGGAAGGCAGUGCUGCGUUUCCUCGGGGAGCUGCUGCACUCCAGCGCCCUGGGCUGCUCGGCGUGGGACGUGGUGGGGCACCUCUUCGGCGAGUUCAGCCGGGCCUCGGGCAGACUGGCAACAGGAAAACUUUCGGUGGUGGAAGUGUGGGAAGAGAGGACUGUUCAGCGCCUCUGCGCCCACGUCCUGGGCUCACUGGACGUAUCUGCCGGAGCGGUGGCCAAGCUCCUGUGGCCGAGGCUGCUGCAGUAUGUGGUGCCAGCUGAGUAUACGGGCAUGCUGGUCCCGCUGUGCCGCUGCCUGCGUGCCCUGGCCGAGAGAACAGAGAGAACAGAGGGCGAGGAAGAGAAGGCGGCGCCCGAGGCCCUGAAGCCUGCAGAGCCAGCCCCUCUGCCGGCUCCCCAAGCCCUGCUGGCUCGUCUGCUGGUGAGUACCGGGGCCCCCGGGGAAGGAGCUUCUGUGGCCGGGGUGAGGGGAGAGCCCGGAGAGAUGGUGCUGCAGCUGGUGCUGGGCACCCCGGGAGGAGGAGGCAGGAGCAUGGUGGUGGCAGCUGUGGCUCCACACACAGGCGGUGGCCAUGGAGCCGCAGCCCUGCAGCUGCUGCAGGUGCUCUGUGGCACGAUCCACAGAGCCGUGGGGGCGAGCUGGGCCACAGAGAUCCCCCUGCUGCUGCAGCACCUGGCAGGAACAACCGCCGGCUUCCUGGACAGGGCCGAGUGGGACAGCCUCCUGCUGAAGUUCCUGCGAGCGUCGCUGGAGGUCAUCGCCAGCGAGGCCUGGACCGUGGAGCUGAGCCGGGAGCUGAGCCGGCAGCUGGGUGGCUCUCCCCGCCUGUCCUGGGAGAAGCGGUUCCUCUACAAGGCUCUCGGCACGGCCCUGGCAGCUUGUGGGUGUCUGCGCCACGUGCGAGAGCAGACCCUGCAACAUCUGGAAGCAACCAACUUCCUGGAGCUGUGGGAGGCACAGGGAAUCGUUUCGGUUGUGUCCCGCUGCGCCGAGAGCCACUUCCAGCUGGCAUUGUCCUCAGUGCAGCAAUUCACGGGGACCUUGAAACACCGGAAGCAGAGCCACGCACUGAGGAACCGCGCUGCUCGUGCGACGCUCAUGGUGAUCUACGGCCGGAUGGCGCUGCGCGCCCCCAGGGAGCAGCUGCUCACCCACGUGGAGAGAGACAUCGUGGGGAACGUCCUGCAGCUCUACCGAGAGGGCUGCCAGGACGCGCAGCUGAAGCUCUCCCUGGUGCAGAGCGUAACUGAGAUCAGCCUUGCCAUCCAGGCUGCAGACGCCGGCCCCAGGUUCGAGCUGUGCUGCAAGCGGGAGCUUCUGCAGAUGCUGCUGGAGGUGAUGCAGGAGGAGCCCCAGGAGUCCCCAGUGCAGCCCCGGGCCCUCAUGGCUGUGGAGCAGUUGAGCAAGCUGAAGCCCCGUCUGAGCAGGGAGGAAAAAUGCAGCCUCCUGGCUCAGUGCUGCCGGGGCGUCGUGUGCCUCCGUCACCCAGAGCAGAUGGAGGCGAGAGGGGAGGCGGCAGCGGCUGCUCCAGUGGCACCGGGUGUGCAGGCGCCAGCCCUGCGGGCACUGGGCCAGCUCAUGAGAACCCUUCUGCGGGAAGAGCCGGCCCCCAUCUGCUUCGAGGACGUGGUACAGGUCCUGCGGCACUGGCUCGCCUCAGCCGAGGAGUGCGAGCGGGAGAGGGCCCUGCAGGUGUGCGUUCAGCUGCUGGGUGCUCAUGAGGAGCAACGCGAGCAUGGGCGAGGCCGCGCCUGCGAGCAGUUCGGCUCCCUGGCGGGACUACUGGGGCCUCUGACCUGUGAUGCCUCAGCUGCGUCCCGCUGGCGGGCAGCCACCUGCCUCGGCCACCUGCUCCAAAUCGGAGCUGAGACCACGGACGUGGCGCCGUGCACUAACGAGAUCGGGUACCUGCGGGAGAGGCUCAACGCCGUCGCCCCCGACUCUCUGCUGGCCACCUCCACCAACAUCGCAAAGCUGGUUUGCAAGCAUGUCCCCCAAGGCCAGGCUGCAGACUUCAUGGACACUGUCAUGGAGAGCCUGCAGUGCACCAGGCCCGUGCGCGCGUGGGCUGCUGGGCGGUGGGCACUCACCUUCCUGGGGGACUGCGGAGAGCAAAUAUUCCAGGAGGAGGUACCUGAACUCGUCACCAUCCUCUGCACCUGCCUGCAGAGCACCCAGCAGAGCACCCGCAGGUGCUUUGUGCUGCGAGCGAUGUUCAUCCUGGCCCGCUGCCACCAGGAACCGGUGAUUGACAGUCUCCUCCAGAGGUGUCUGCCCAUGGACAGCAACACAGUGGAAGUGUGGAGGAGCCUAGGGAGAAGCGCUCUGGGAUACCCAAUCCUGGAGCGCUUAACUGAAAAGUUAAGGGCAGCCGGAGACAGCAGCCAGGGGAGCGAGUGCUGCGCUCGGGAGCUGGGCAGCAGCCAGGCUGCCCUGGAGCCUCACACGAUCAUCCGCGCCCUCUGUGAGAUGGUGUCAGUGCUGCAGAGCGAGGGGCUGGUCCAGCACCUGCUUCCUGACCUGCUUCCCAGCCUCCUGGGGCAGGUCAGUGAGACGCUGCGGGAGGAGAUGGAACCGUCCCUCAGGGAGCCCGAGAGCUCCGACACGUCAGGCAGGCUGUUUGUGGAGGUGCUGGAGCUGGUGCUCUCCAAGUGCCUGGAGGAGCGGUGGCUUCGGCUGCUCCGGGAGCAGGGAGCAUGGGCGUCCCUGGCCGAGCCCCAGGCUCACAGCGCUGGCGUGUGUCUUCUGGCGAGCGUGCUGCUCCGCGCGGAGCUUGUCCCACCGCGCCUGCUGCAGAACCUCUCCACCUGGCUGGACUCGUGCUCAGCAAACCUGCGGCUCACGGCCACAGCUUUCUUUGCUGAGCUGAUGAAGGACCGGCUAGUGGAGGAGAGAAAGCUGCUGAAGCCCCUCUUAGAGGCUUUUGCGGCGAGGGCGCGCGACCCCGUCAGCGCCGUGCAGCAGAUGGCAAUGAGAGGCCUGGGCAACGCGGCAAGCGGAGCACCGGUGAAGCUGCAGAGGCACGGGGCAGCCGUGGUGGCAGUGCUACGCGGGGGCCUGGAGGACGGGGCCAGCGUGGAGGUGGCAGCCGAGAGCCUGCUGGCGCUGGCGAAAGUGCUGGGGCCGCUGGUGGCCAGGGCCAUUGGCUCGGCCUUUGAAGAGGUCACCAGGUCCAGCCGGGCCUUCUGGGGAGCGGAGGAAGAAGCCCUGCGCUGCUCAGCCUUCACCCUCUACGGCGCCCUGGCCGCCUCCGCCUCUGCCUCAGGGAGGAGGUCAUUCUUCAGCAGGGAGGUGGAGGCAUCGUUCCCCAGCUUGGUGCUGCACCUCGGGGACCCGGCACCGGCAGUCCGUGAUGCGUGCAAGAUGGCCCUGCACCGGUGUGCCCCAUUCCUGGCAUCAGAGAGGGUGCGACGUCGCGUGGCCGCCAGCACUGGGCUGAGCGCCGCCGAGCUGCAGGAUGAGCUCUGCAGGCACCUGGCCCGAGACUGCCCCGCACUGCUGGAGAGCCUCUGCCACAUGGCCCAGAGCUGCUGCACGGGGAGCUGCCAGGCGCCGCAGGAGGCAGCCGUCCGCAUCCUGGGCCUCCUGAUGAAUGCGGCGCCAGCCGAGAGGCCGCAGCGGCAGGACCCGGCGUCGCGGUGGGGAGCUCGGCAGAGGCAGCGGUGCAAUCGGUCACCCCGUGCACGGCGGGCAGCAGCCGUGGGAACCCGGCAGCCCGGGGCAGCAGAGCUAUAAAGCUGCAUCCGUGCGAGCCAGCCUGAAAGGAGUCUCAAUAAAGGAAGUUUUCCUCAUAUCUCA